This is a messenger RNA of Chara braunii, 1155 nucleotides long. Lineage: Eukaryota; Viridiplantae; Streptophyta; Charophyceae; Charales; Characeae. The record is from the annotation of a GenBank genome assembly.
CACCACGCCCUGAUCCUCCUCCCCCGAAGCCUUUCGUGCCUAUACCAUCUCCUUCUAUCACUGUCACCUCGCCUCGACAGUUCGCCACUUCAUCCUACAGGACGACGUUACCUUCUUUAUGGUAAACGUGACGGAUCUCUUACACUAUGAUCCACCCUGUCCCGAUGCCGAGCUCAUUCCUCUGGAGCCAGAUCCUCCUUCUGUCUUCAUGACUCCCAUCUCUACUUCCCACCCUCCGUCGUCCGUCGAGUCCACCCCACCGUCCCGCGCUGAUGCUUACACUGAGGAACUCGCACGUUAUACGGCUGACUUGGAGCCCGCAGUUCGUGACCUCAUUCGAGAGUACCACGACAUUUUCCCAUCGUCGUUCUCGUACGCCGGCAUCCCACCGAUGCGCGACGUCGAGCAAUCCAUCCAGCUUGUGCCUGGCUAUCGUGUUCACCACCAGACACCCUACAGACUCUCGAUCCCCGAGGCCACCGAACUCAAGCGUCAGCUUGAGGAGCUCUUGAGACUGGGUUUCAUUAAACCCAACAAAUCCCCGUGGGGUGCACCCGUUCUCUUUGCUCGCAAAGCGGAUGGAACUCUCCGUCUCUGCAUCGACUAUCACGGUCUCAACCGCUACACGGUUAAGAACAGCUACCCCAUGCCUCGUUCCGAUGAGCUGUUCGACCGCCUAGCAGGCAACCGCUUCUUUAUGAAGAUUGAUCUUCGUAGCGGUUACCAUCAGAUCCGCGUCACUGCAGCGGACCAGCCGAAGACAGCGUUCCGAUCGUGCUUCGGCCACUACGAGUUUACGGUGAUACCAUUCGGCCUCACCAACGCACCCGCUACCUUCCAGAGGGCGAUGAACAACAUCUUCAGGGACAUCCUGGAGCAGUACGUUCUCGUCUACCUCGACGAUAUCCUGCUCUACAGUCGUUUUCUUGAGGAGCGCCUCAGACACCUCCGCGACAUCCUUGACCGCUUGCGCAGACAUGGUUUCUACGCCAAGCUGAGCAAGUGCCGCUUUGCCCAGCACAAAGUGAAUUUCUUAGGACACUAUAUGUCUGACCAGGGUCUCCACACGGACGACGCGAAGAUUAUUGCUUUUGCGGAGUGACCCGUCCCCACAUCCGCCAAGCAGCUUCGCAGCUUCCUAGGCCUUACCAGCUA